Messenger RNA from Amoebophrya sp. A25, 4694 nucleotides. Lineage: Eukaryota; Dinophyceae; Syndiniales; Amoebophryaceae. The record is from the annotation of a GenBank genome assembly.
CUUGAAUCAAAAAAUCAAAACGAAGGCAAAACCUUACAAGUAGAGAGAUUGUCUCCGAGUUUGUAAUCAGUCUGCGAAGACAUUUGUUGAGUUUUCUUACUAGCUGCACUCACUUUUGUUCUUUCUAAUAUUUACUUCCUAGGAGCUAGUAGCAAAAUAUUGAUGUUUGACACAUCGACUUAAUUGAUUUAAUCGGAGGCGCAAAGAUGUGACUGAUUCUCAUUUGUUGUUUUGCGCUAUUGAUUAUGUCUAGAAGAUCAACCUAAAAGACCUACUAGAAUUUUAUUCUUCUUCGCAAGGCUUUUCAGACAUCGCAAGAGUAUAAAAGGCAGGAACUUGGAGGCUGUUUUUGCAUUGUGUGCUUCAUUCCGGCUCGGCAGCUGAGAUGGGUGUGGUACAAUGCGAGUCACAGUGUGCAUCUUGAAGUCUUGUCUAUGUUGUUCUAUAUAUUGAUAGACUAUUGGAUUAACGCAACAGUUUAGAAGAGUAAGGAACGAAAGUUGCAACUAUCCUUGAUAUUGGAUUUUUGCUUUAACCACUUUGAGAACUUUUUUCUCGUGUUCGUGAGCAGUUUGACCACUGCGCUCUCCCCUGUCACUUUCAGUCUUCGCUUCAGUUUUUUGUGGAGAUCACUCCGUCCUGCGUUCGUGUUUUUAUGGAAGACACUAAAGCGAAUCCUUUCCUUUUCCUAAAAUUAUAUUAUUGUCAUCUGCUGUCUCUGAUCAAUAAAAGGAUGAUUUGUUCCGACCUGAGACAGCCAGGAUCUUCAUCAUUUCUGACACGUUCUUGGCAUAUUCCAAGACAACCCGGAAUAGAUGUUUUUGUGCUAGUUGAUCUUUCGACCACCUAAUAAAAGGGGUCGUGUUGUGUUUGUUGAAACUGAUAGGCACUAUUUAUGUGGGUGCUGAGGUGUGUUCCAAUAGGUGGCUUUAUGUACGGCUGGCUUGGUUUGGUCAUAAUGAAAGACUAUUGGAUUAACGCAACAGUUUAGAAGAGUAAGGAACGAAAGUUGCAACUAUCCUUGAUAUUGGAUUUUUGCUUUAACCACUUUGAGAACUUUUUUCACCCAACCACCCUCCCCAUAAAAAGACAUGUGGUCUGAUUUCGUGGAUGCCGAAUUAGAAGCGGAAGCGGAUUCCCCUUUGGUGCCUCCGCCUCAGGAAUUCAAUGCACCAAGCCGACAUAAAUUAUCUUCUUCUUCCUCAGCUGCCUCUUCGGUACUAUAAUAAGUAGCAGUCUAGGCAAACACUCUAGACACAACGCAGCAGUUGACGCCAAAUUUCACUUAUAUUAUGAUGAAAAUUGAUAGAAUUCUUCACAACAAUGAUCCACCAAAUUUAGGAUUUUAAACCCAAAAAUAGCAAGAGAGGCAAACAUGUAACACGAAUAUGUCAAAGUAGAACACAAGAAUGACUUGCAAUUGCAUAAGUAUCUAAUUUGAUUUGUUACGACUUAAUAUCGUGGAAGGAAGUUCGUAAUAAUUCAUUUCGGGCACGAUUUUUUCGUGGAGAGAGACCGAUCCCUCGAUGAAAAGAGAUGAAACAAGCGAAAACUCAUACAUAAUAAAUUGACUAAAGACUCGUCGACUACUUGGUUUUCGUUGUCGAAAAGUCGUCAGUCCCAGUGCGUCCUAAUGCAGGUCGUGGGUAGAUAAGCUUGCUUCGUAAACUUCUUUACUACACGACCGACCCUCGGCUGCUGGGGCAUUUAAGCGUACCCAAGAAGAAUAUGUGCAUACAGUACCGCUUAAUUAGUCCGAUGGAAAAUCUUUCAUCUGAUCCGAAUCUCUUGAUCCUAUACCUAAUCGUUUCUAUUUUAUCAUCUAUCUUCUUCACUGGUCAUAGGAGAGGGUCCCUCGUCGGUCUGCAUGUAAAAGGGGAAAUGCUAUGGUGGGUGCUGCUACAUCUCCACCUACGAUCUGCUUCUACUCAUUGUGCGACGAUCUAUUCUAGGUAACUACUUCUAAUGUCGUCCGAUCAGGUUGCUGUGAGUGGAUUAUUUGUUUUUAAGAUCAACGACUCUGUUAUUUCAGAUGAUCUGAAUUUGAUAUAAUAAUAUCGCCCGCCGCCUACUUUCUCAGAGACUAGACUGAUGUCCUUUCUACACUCUUACUCCACCGAAAUACUGACCUUAGAAAGUCCUAGGCUCAUCUUAUAAUAAUGAUGAGUUGAUAAUUGAUGCUUAGGCUUACUUACAUCAAAUAAAUGGUGAUUGAUUUUUUUUUCUCGAUGGAAAGAAAGCACAUGAAGGACGCUCAAUAUGCAGUCGAAUGUGGCAUGUUGUUAGUUGUAUUUGUACUUGAAUUUCGAACUUGAUAGGUAACGGUUGAUCCUGAUUUUUUUAUCUCAUAUGCACGCAGAACGAAAAACUAUCAGAUUUCAAUUUGUGCUUGAAAGAUAGUUGCGUGGAAAACAUUACUAGCCUGAUGUCCGGUAAUGAACAAGCCGCUAUAUUACAGAGAUGAAGGGACGCGUCAGGAUUAUUGGGAUACAGGAAAUGAGUAUCUUUGGAAUCUUAUUUGAACUAAAAUGCUCCUGAGUGGUCUGAGACAGUACGACAUGGCCACCCGUCAAGACCUGGACGCGCAAUACCGAUACGGAUGCUUUUUUAUCCACUAUUAACUUGUUCAUCUAGUUGCUGAAGACAGCCGUCUACGUCUUUUUUCAUCAAUCUGCGUGUUCGUUCCUUGGUGAAGUCAAGUGCGGAUGUUCACCUGUUAUGUUUCAGCCUGAGUAAUUGUUGAAUUGCUUCGAGUGAAGGGAGAUUUCGAGACAUUGUAUCAAGUGUAAGGCAAGUUCCACCUUUGUUGCAAUAAUCGAGUGAUUUGAACACGUAGAAGUCGAGAAAAACUCUCGACGUUUCUGGGAGCAUAUUCAAUGUUAUGUCUAGCCUUUUUUCCUGUCUAGAGAGGCACAAACUUCAAACCUUCAAUGAAAGCACAGCUUGAUCAAAUCUAUUGAGGAACCCGGACCCGCGACCCCUUUUUUCUCUAUCCCAAUCUAAUAAACUACCCUUCUUUUCUUUUAGAGCAAUAUUCAUCUUCAUCUCCCCCUCAACAUGCCAUGAUGAUCAUUUUCUUGGAGGAGCAACUUAUAACUCAUUCUUGUCCCACAUUGGCGAUAAAUCAUAGCACGAUACGUAAUACAGGAUGAUAUUCCCACCUAGCAAAAGGAAUACCGGCAAAAGCAUGUUGUCCUUUGUUUUCUUUGCGUUCUUCACCUUUGCACUUUGGUUUUGUUAUGGCUUUGUCUUCGGUUUGCAUUGGUUCUUUCUCACCUGCAUGGCCUCGAGUGCAACCGCGCAGACACUCCGAAUGAAGCUAGCCGUGCCGCGUGGAGUAGCUUAUAUUUUCUUGUCUCUGGUCGUAGCAAUCGGUGGCGGAUACUCCCGCGGGCAUAGCCGGGACUGCGAAGACAAACGCGUUACAAUGGGCCGAGAUUGUUUGUGGACACACCAGACGGUAGGAUAUCAGUUCUUCUACGUAACACAUUUCCUAGCUUUGUCUCUGAAUUACUGGCGUUGGUGUUUUGACGGCCCGGACUUGAUCGAAAUGGUGCGGCGUGGAGGCCGACAGUCGGGCUCCAAGGACGUAAGCGUAGCAGAACCAAGAAAGAUCCAGCAGUCGGAAAAUAAUGAGAACGAGGUUGAGGAGUAUUCUCAGAAGCACGCAGACAAACUGCGAGUCAACAAGGAGAUAAUGAUCCAUCCGAAACUGGAUGAAAAGAGCAGUCCAAAGCCUUCGUCGUCUGAAAAUAGCAAUAAGCAACAGCGAGAAAUCGAAGAUUCUACUCCUGUUUCAGAGCGUCCUCCUCCUUUUGAGAAUGGUGGUAAAAAUGGAGAGUAUGUCUGGACCUUGCUCUGCGGCACAAGUGUUUACGACUCACAGCUGCGUGGUGUGUUUCUCGUUUCCUGGAUCUUGCAUUCCCUGAUCUGGACCGCCUUGUGGGACUGGGAGGUGGGCGAAGGCCUAUCGCGAGCUAGUGAGGAAGACUACAGCGAAUUCACGACGACUUUGCUACUGACGCCGAUAGGAACUGUGGUAUUUCUAUACUUCGCCCAAAGAACAAUGAUCCAUAAAAACAAUUCACAAGAGCGAAUUGGAAGAGCUGCACCAAGGAAAGAGAACGUCCAUGUGGUUCUUGGGCAGCACAUUCAAGACCACACGAGCAGGGAUGCGCAAAAAAACGGAAGCGAUUUUCACAAAGCAGAGGAUGUGCCGCAUCCUGAUGUACAAGAACGAGCACAAAUGCACGGCACUCGUGUCGCGGUUGAUACAUAAAACUUCGCCGCUUCGCGUGCACCUGUAACAGAAAAUGAGAAAGUUAAAGUUGUUUGAUAAUCUCAAGCAUUCUUUCAGUCCACGACUAACAAGGCGCACUUAGCAUUUUGAAUAGAUUGACGCGCUCUGAUCGAGCAAAUCCUCGUCGUCUUAGUUUUAUUUAGGGAGCACUCGUACUCGUGCAGAUGCAGAAGAGCAUCCAGUAUUUGCAUUGUUUGAAGCUGCGCUGCUCAGCUUAGCGAAUCUUGCCACUUGCUGGUGGAAUCUAUCCAUGAAUGAAAAUGAAAAUGCACAGAUCUGAUUGCGCGGCAGCGAUGAAGAGAUGAUGAGAAACCAACUCAAUGCCUCUUGCAUGAAAACGAAUGUCUUGCUAAUAAAAAUGACAAACGCGAACCGUGUUGUGGUAACAGAAAGA